UUUAACUAAAUAAAAUUAUUAUGCUUUAAGAAACUAACGUUUUAAUGAGGAAAUAGAAGUAUCAAAUAAAUCAACAGUAUUGUAUAUGUUGUUACAUUCUAUCAUCAUGCGAUCCAUCGGGGAGUUAGUGAAAAAUUUGUUCCUUUAUAUUCAAUAAAAAUAUUUUCUGGCGAGGCGUUGGUGGCCGCAACGAUUUAGGCGUUGACACGGCACUCAUCACUGUAAGGUAAAGGUCCCAGGUUCGAUUCCAGCAGCCCUGUAUUUGUACUCGACAUACUUACAAAUGGGCUUUUUUUUCAAAAACACCGGCACUCUGAGGGUUUAUGUGACCUCUGAUGUUGCGAACCCUCGUAAAAAAAAUAUUUCUGAGGUGGCAAGGAGGUAGAUAAAAUUGGAGUUUAACCAAGAAUUUCUGGUAAAUCUAUACACUAUACAAUUAUUAAUUUAAAAAUGAAAAUAAUCUCCAAAUAUUUUCUUCUGCAGCUAUCAGAAAUAUUGAAGUAAGAUUUAAUGGAAGCAUGAGAGGAUUUAUCUUUGUGACAGUUUAAUUUGAAAUAUAAUGCAAGGAAUUUAUUUUAAAUAGUUUGAAGAAGUUUUAUAUCAGUGCAGUAGUGAGGAUUCCAGAUUCAAGAAUAGGUCGAACAAGUGAAUUAUAUAGAUGGUCAUAGCAAGAAGGAUUUUUAAACUGAUAGGUACUUCGAAUGACAAAGCAAAGCGUUUUAUAGGAGCAAUUUUUGAUUUCUUGUAAAUGUAGAUGAAAGGUAAGAUUACUAUCAAAGAUGAUGCCGAAGAUCUCUAAUAACAGUUCCUCUGGUCAACAAGCUGUGAUUUAUGGUAUAAGAUCUGAAAAAUAGACGAUUUUUUUUGUAAGAAAAAGUGUUAGUAAAACAUUUAGAAUUAUUUAAGAAUAGUUGAACACCAGUUGGAAAGGUUAUUGAGUGUUUUGUAAAUUAAUGCAGUCUAAGGCAGAAUAAAAUGUUGUAUAUAUUUUUAGGUAAACAGCGAAUAGAAAAAACUCGGUACCAGAUUGAGCAAGGUGAAUAUCAUUAAUGAAGAGGAGAAAGAGAAAAGGACCAGGAAAACAGAAAAGGGAAGAGACAUAAAAGACUUGAUUUAUGCUUAUUUGUUAGGUUUAUAUGUUGUCUGUUACUAUCACAAAAAAAUUAAUACCCUUAGUCAAUCAUUGACCACCAUUAUUGUUAGAGCAAACAAACUUAAAUUACUGAGAGUCAAUGUAUGAAAAAAGACCCAAUUCAAAAAGGGAUAGUUUUUUUAGGGAUAGCAUAGCUGGAUUUUUAAAGUUUUGUGUUUUCACUUGUCUUGGACAAACGAAAGACAAUAUUGGUGAAUCAUGAAAAAUUUUAUUGCCAACAACUGUAAUUGAGUGUUCUUAAUACAUGAGUAAAAAAGUCUAAAAUUUUCUUUUUUUGAGUUGUGUCACUUUUCUUAUGGGUGUGCGAUAUGUACAUGUAAGGGGGCUUAAAGCCAUAUUUGCACCUUUAAAAUAAUUAAAUGUAGGUUAUUGAGGUAUUUAACGGCGGCGGAUAGAAUGCAAUGUUAUUAAUGACUAUAAAUAAAUAAAUAAUGUGUUUUUAACGUGUAAAUCAAAAGUGGCGCGUUUCGGCCCCUUGUAGUAGUACAUCAGGCAAGUGGCUUCUGCAGUGUUUGCAGAGUGGGGAACCCUUCCGUUCAGCUGCUUUUGUUGUGAUGACGUACGGCAGGGAUUGAAAUUUCAGUUUCUCGUUACUUUUUCUUAGGUUUUCAUCGACAAGUCACUUGGUUCAUUUUCACGUUGUAAUCAGCAGAGAAACAGAUCAUUAAAAUUCGAGUUUUCCACUUUUCCAGAUAUUCCUUAUUACAAGUCAAGGAUAGUGAUCCCACAAUUGAUCUGAUGUGAGGGAGGGGAAUUAAUAGCAUAUAACUUUUGAAGGAUAUAAAUAAAUGAUCAUUAUCAAGCCAGAAAAAAUUUCCAAACAGCGGAAAAGACGAUUCAUUUGAUAACCGGUUUGAUGAUAAGCUGUAUUGGGGCUGAAGCCAGGAGGCAGGGCCCAUUUUGGGGAUGGUUCAAAUGGACCUGCCAGACAGAUUUUUAAGACGGGAUAUCCAAACCAGGCCUGCUGGCUUCACUUUGACUGGAGAUGGCGACCGACCCAAGCUCUCCUCAUAUCUCGACGAGUACUCUCUGACUAACAGGUACCUGACAAACAGCCACUAUGUCCCCGACGUUCAAGAGCAAGGAUCAACAUCAAGCUACAUUCCGAACACUUCCGAUCCAAGUUACGACAACCAUGUCAUCCUGCCAGACGGACAUUCCAGGUUCUUGUCAGAAAUGGCACAGGACCUGGAGGAUGAAUGCAAUACACUCUUCCGAAACAUAACAACCUCAAGAUGUGGUAAUUUCGGUACUUACUGCUCAGCCCCGCCAUCUCCGAGUCGCUCACCUGAACUCUUCCGCAAAGCGAAGGGAAGAGACACUAAAAUAGGAGAUCACAACUGUCUCAUGCACCCGAGCCACAUAUCUGUACUUCAGAAGCUUGAAGCAAGCAAAUAUGCAGUACUUCAACUGGAAGAUGCACUUUCAAGACUGGAACAACAGAAAGGAAUAGACCCAUCACAAAUUGAAAAGUUCCAACAGCUAGAAAAGAAAAUUAUCAUUCUUGAAAAAGAGCUUGUGUUGGCAAGGCAGGAGCAUGAGCUAGAUUCAAAAACCAUAGACACACUUAAGUCAGAGAUGGAGGCAAAAGUUACCCUUUUACAAAAGCAAAAAGACGCAGCGAACAAAGAAAAGGAGAACAUGGUGAUGAGAUUCGCCAUUAGCGAAAAAGAGCUUCUAAACCAAAAAGUGGAGAAGGAGAAUCUGAACAAAAAGUUGAAGGAAGCGACCAAAGAGAAUGAAAGCCUGACCAACAAAUUAAAAACGCUAUCAGCCGAAAAACUAAAAAUCUCUCAACAGUUAGAAACAAAGAACUCUGAACUUUCCAACUUGUACUCAGAAGUCGAUAAGCUGAAAGACGAGAUCAACGCGAGAGAUAUUAAAAUCAAAUGGUCACAAAACAAAUUGAAAUCCCAGCUGGAAGCUGCUCAGAAAGGAUCCCCAGAGCAGAUUGAAAAGUUAAGCACUAAAAUCCUUGGGCUUCAAAAUGAGAUUUUCGAGCUGAAAGAAGAAAAUCAAGACUUGAAGAAGCAACUUGAUAUGGCUGUGCAAGGUCGGAUAACAGAUCAAAAGUACAAAGAGCAAAAAGCCCAGUUGAUCAUGUCAACCCAUGAGUACAAAGAGCUCGAAGCCAAAUACAGGAUGCUAAAUCAAAAGUUUGAACGGCUUAUGGAAGAAAACAGUAUGCUCGCAAUUCAGACACAAGAGGUCGAUCAAGAAAGGUUUGAGAUGAAUGACAAACUUAAAAUGGUUGUUGAUCAAAAUGCUAAACUCUCAAGUGCUCUCGUUGAACUGGAAGAACAACUAGAUGCGAUGGACUCAGUCAAAAAAGACCUCAAAAAUCAAAAAGAAGCCUUCCGUAAGUACGCCGCUGAGAUAGAAUCAUUGAGAAAGUGUAAUGAGGAGCUUGGAAUGGAAAUGGAGAUGUGUAGAAAAAGAGAAGCCGAACUAUUGGAGUUUACUCAAAGGGUGACUGAUAAAAAUGUUUCGCUCCAGUCAGAGUUCAGUUCCGUCGAGGCAAAGGCCACAGAACUUGAGAGAGAAGAAGAGGAACAUGGGGCCGUGUUAAAGGUGCUGAAAAAAGAGGUGAGCAGGUUGGAAGCGGAAUUGAAGGCGGAGCAGGAGAGGAGGAACGACGAAGCCAAACUUUUAGCCAAGCAGGUGGCCGAGAAGUCUACAAAGAUGCACUCGCUCGAGUCGAACCUGACAGAGGCGCAGUCAGAGCUGACCCUCCUCAAGAACAAAUAUUCCGUCGCUCUCAAGGAACUUCAGAAAGAACUCCAGCAUUACAGGAAAAGGGUGGAACUGUUGGAAUCGAGUGGUGGUGGUAGCAGCGGGAGUGACUCGUUGUGCCAGGAAUCUAGAACAAGCUCACUAAGCUCUCUUAACGACAACAUCAACCAAUCCUCUUCAUUUCAGGUUUUGGACGUCCCAGCCCAGAUAUUAAUAGAACGAAUAGUCAAACUGCAGCAAGACAACGCUAAACAGUCCGAGAGAGUCGAGUUUCUCGAAGAGCAUUCCGUACAUCUUGUCCACGAGCUGCAGAAAAAAUCAAAACUGCUUCAGAACUACAUCCUCAGAGAGCAGGCUGGAGCGCUCACUUCCAAAUCUAUGGACAAAAACAAGUCUGAGCUAAUGGGAUGGUCAAAAUUGGUUACAUCGGCGGAAUUGACCAAGCAUGGUGGAAUAAUGGCCUCUUUGUACUCGGCAAAGCCUGUGAACGAGUCCAUGUCAUUGGAACUUUGCAUGGAGAUCAAUCAGAAGCUCCAGGCAAUACUCGAAGACACUCUUCUUAAAAAUAUUACCCUCAAGGAAAAUAUUGAUACACUCGGAGACGAAAUAGCCAGACUCACUAACAAAAAACCCUGAGCUGGACCCCAUCAAAAUUUGGGGAAAAAUUGCCUUAACAAGUUCAUAUCUAUUCACUUACGACUGAUAUAUUUUUGACAUUAUAGUUUCUAGUUUCAAAUGAAAUUAGUGUGUACUUAGGAAAGCGGCUUUUAAAGCCUGAUUCGAUGUUAAUGAAGCAUCAAUCUGCAUGAAGAGUAUGAAUCUCUUUUUGACGUUUAAAGUGCAAUUUUUGAUUUUGUAUGAAUUAUAUCAAAAUUAUCAUUCCAAUAAAUAAAGUCAGCUUUAGUUAUA
This is a messenger RNA of Cimex lectularius (bed bug), 4795 nucleotides long. Its product is annotated as coiled-coil domain-containing protein 186-like. Lineage: Eukaryota; Metazoa; Arthropoda; Insecta; Hemiptera; Cimicidae. Gene Ontology annotation, molecular function: small GTPase binding. The coding region runs from base 2060 to 4522 and encodes 820 amino acids. The transcript has 16 exons. Gene Ontology annotation, biological process: vesicle cytoskeletal trafficking. The record is from RefSeq and is a predicted model, not a curated record. Gene Ontology annotation, cellular component: trans-Golgi network.